AUGUACAAGUCUCACCAAGCUAGAGGACCCGCGAAGGGCUAUAUCGAAGCACUCGAACGUCGUCUGCAUGAGACGGAACAUGUGCUAUUGAGAUUGCUGGCCCACAUGAGCGACGAGCAGUUAGCGAUUGCUGUUGAACGCGACAAGUCACCCUUUCUGCGUUCCGGGAAGAACGAUGCACAAUAUUGGAGACGAUAUCCAUUGCGCACAGCUCCUGAACUUCGAGAGUGGCAGCGAGAUUGUUUGGCAGAAACCAGAGUGUCGCCGUUGAGACACACCGAGGUUUCUGCACAAUCGGAAGUCGAAGCUGACGAAAAUAGUCAUGUUGCGUCUGAAAGUCAGCAAACGGAGCAACAACCUGUAGCUCCUUAUGAACAGGCUACGAGCGCACACGAAGUCGGACUGAAAUCCACUCAAGUGAUCCACGGCAAGGGCAUACCGUCGUCGUUGGAGCGUAUCCAGUUACAAAAUACGCAGCCCUUACACACCGGUACUCCCCCGGGACCAAGCCUUUGGAGUGAAGCGCCCUCGGUAGCUUUCCAGCGACAAUUCCUCUGGUAG
This is a messenger RNA of Aspergillus udagawae, 561 nucleotides long. RefSeq lists its product as uncharacterized. Lineage: Eukaryota; Fungi; Ascomycota; Eurotiomycetes; Eurotiales; Aspergillaceae. The coding region runs from base 1 to 561 and encodes 186 amino acids. The record is from RefSeq and is a predicted model, not a curated record. The transcript has a single exon.